Molecule: messenger RNA, 1759 nt
Organism: Acaromyces ingoldii
Lineage: Eukaryota; Fungi; Basidiomycota; Exobasidiomycetes; Exobasidiales; Cryptobasidiaceae
Product: S-adenosyl-L-methionine-dependent methyltransferase
Exons: 4
Coding region: 16-1677 (553 amino acids)
Biological process (GO): rRNA methylation
Cellular component (GO): mitochondrial matrix
Molecular function (GO): rRNA (adenine-N6,N6-)-dimethyltransferase activity
Source: RefSeq, a predicted model, not a curated record
CCUGAUCAUCAAGUGAUGGCGAGGGGAGCAGUAGCAGUGGUAAGGCCACUACUAGCAGAGGCUAGAGCUUGGACAUGUGCUCAACCGCCGAGAUCAACGGGGGUACAGGCAAGAAGCAUUGCCUCGACCUCGCGGCUGUCCUUUGCGGCACCACCAUCCAAGACAGCCGACCAACAAGAAGCUACAUCUUCUGACGACCCGCCACCUCCCACACCAAAGCCGAAGCGACGUGGACGGCAACCCGGCGCUGCAAAGGAGACGGCGGAUGAGACCGUCGCAUCAUCGUCAAGACCGCGAGCAUCGACGUUGGGGAAGAAAACGGUGAAGCGACGAAUCAGGUCAGAUGCCCCUAUUACGGCGCCCAACAGGAACGGUGCUCGGCCAAAGGGCCAGGUCGAGAAUCUACUGCCGGACCCGACGACGCCCUUUGCGCACCUGCCUGCCCCAACAUUCUGGCGAAAUGUGUUCAACACCGAGCGAGGCUUCCUCAAAGAUCAUCGCUAUUUUGUCGCAAACGAAGAUACGACGAGAGCGGUUGCAGACCGGCUCGACCUGUCACGAUUGAGGCAAGAGGCCGGUGGUGAAAAGCUUACCAUCAUCGAGUGCUACCCUGGACCGGGAUCGAUCACGAGGAGCUUGAUUCAAAGCGAACAUGUGGAUAGGAUCAUCGCAAUAGAGGAGAACGAAGGAUAUGCGGCGUUCUUGAAGCAACUCCCCUCGGACCCGACUCUAGAGAGAGUUGCGCAUCUAGAAAUCGUCAAAAAGUCACCGUAUCGAUGGACCACAUAUACCGAUCUCGUUGACGAAGGUAUGCUGGAUCACAUACAUGGUGUCAAGGAAAAGCGCCUUGUGCCACAGUCGGCUGGGUCAUACGAGAAAGCGACCGGGGCCAUUCACGAACAAGAGGAUUGGCAACGUUCCAGCCCGCUCGUCGUCUUGUUCACUCUCCCAAACGCAGUCCACGGCGAACAGCUCUUUCAACAGCUAGUCAGCGCCAUAGCCACGAGGCUCUGGCUCUUCCGAUUUGGAAGAGUCCGCAUGGCGUUUGUCUGUUCCGAACAUCUCGCCACGCGCAGUCUUGCUGAGCCAGGCGAGAAGCUCCGGACUAGACUGUCUACUUUCUGUGAUGCCCUCACAGACCGCAAAAUGCUUUUGAACUCUUCGCAUUUUGAACCACUCCAAUCACACAUCUGGCCAACGACAUCUACCGUGGGCGCACAGCUUCCCGUCUCUAGGCUACCUGGGCAGGUAUUCAACGCACCGAGCGGGAAGACCAAGGAGAAACUCUGUUUCUUAUCCUUGGAGCCCAAGACCCGACCGCUGUUGUCGGAGGAGGACAUGGAGCCGUUUGAAUUCAUUACCAGGAACCUCUUUGUCCUCCGGUCGACGCCUGUUGGUGAAGCUCUCAAACACGUCGCGCCGGGUGCCCAAAACGUUCUCAACAUGCUCUCGACGGACCAUCCCGCCAUGAGGAAGCUCAUCGAAAACGUCAACAAGGACAAGCCUGAGCACGAACAGAUUCUUCCUGACAACUUUCGCAUCGAUCCAGAGACGUUCGUCAACGACUUGACGAUCCACCAAUGGGUCGCCCUGGCCAAGAUGUUUGACCGGUGGCCAUUCCGACCAGAAAAUCUUCUAGAGGAACAGAUGCCGUCUAGAAUUAGAAGAGACCGAUAAUGUCGGUGCUUUUCCUUUUGUAUCACUAGUUUGACAAUCAUAGACACUGCCCAUUGAACGUGACCAACCCACUUCAUGGAUG